This is a messenger RNA of Erythranthe guttata (spotted monkey flower), 3053 nucleotides long. Its product is annotated as putative galactinol--sucrose galactosyltransferase 2. NCBI's taxonomy places the organism in Eukaryota, Viridiplantae, Streptophyta, Magnoliopsida, Lamiales, Phrymaceae. The record is from RefSeq and is a predicted model, not a curated record.
CCCUUUAUGUUCUGGUAAUUAUAAUAACCCCUCAAUUAUGUAUUUACCUACUAAAUGAGGGAUUUUUUCAUUAGACAAUACAUAGUUAGGGGAGUGGUUAUAAUUAUACAAACAUAAGGGGUCUUUUUGUCAUUUAAAGUUACUUCGGGGGGCUCGCCAUAAUUUGCCCAUAAACUUAUUACAAGGGAAUCUGAUUCGAUCAAAAGUCGGCCAUUUUCUUACCUUCGAAAAGAAUUAAUUCUGUCCCAUCCAAGAAAUUUCACCAAUUUAUUCUGGUUUUUUUUUUUUUUUUUCUUGCUCACCCAAAAAUUUCUGAUUUCUAAACAGAUGGCAAUUUCAAUGGCAUUCAAUUCGACUAAUUUUAUAUAUAAUAGCAGAAAUUUCAUCAAGUGUAUGCUGUUUAGAAACCCCUCCUACACUCUUCUCAGUAGCGCUGCUUCAAUUCCCUCACCAAAUUCAGUUCUCGAUUUGAGACACAAUCCCUUCAGAUGUUCGAACCUCCGUACAUUUUCAUCGUACCGUAGCAGCAGCAGCAAAAGUAGCAUCGGCGCGAAGAAUUUAUGUGCAAUUGCAACUGACCCAAUGAAGGGCGAGGCUAAAAUGACGGUGACAGCUGAGCCAUUCAUCAAAGACGGUUGCUUUAUGGUUAAUGGGAGUGUUGUGGUGCUGACACGUGUCCCCUCAAACGUCGUCGUUUAUCCGCUGAAUGAUGGUUCUUCGUCUUCUUCUCCAUCGUCUGCUGCGUUUAUUGGCGCCAGCUCCAGUGUUCGUAGUUGCAGACAUGUUUUUGGUCUUGGUGUUCUUCAAGAAUGCAAGUUUACGUGUCUCUUCAGACACAAAAUUUGGUGGAUGAUACCCCGAUUCGGGAGUUUCGGAAGCGAUAUUCCCAUUGAAACACAAAUGCUGCUCUUGGAAGUGAAGGAAGAAUCUCUCGACAACACUUCAUACGUUCUGUUAUUGCCAGUAUUGGAAGGGGCAUUUAGGGCAACGUUGCAAGGUACUUCUGCAAAUGAACUCGAGUUCUGUGUUGAAAGUGGAGAUGUUAAUACCCAAACGAGUCAAGUAUCGGAAGCCGUUUUCGUAAAUUCAGGGAAUAACCCGUUUGAGCUCAUAAAUGAUUCUAUCAAGAUACUUGAGCGGCACAAAGGCACCUUCGCUCAUAUUAACCACAAAAAGAAACCAGCACAUUUGGAUUGGUUCGGUUGGUGUACAUGGGAUGCUUUCUAUAAAGAUGUUAAUGUACGAGGCAUUAAAGAAGGUCUCGAAAGUUUUCUUGAAGGAGGGUGUCCACCCAAAUUCUUGAUUAUCGACGAUGGGUGGCAGGAUACAUUUAACGAGUUCCAGAAGGAAGGAGAACCUUUUAUUGAAGGAUCACAAUUUGCGAGUAGAUUAGUUGAUCUCAAGGAAUGUUCCAAGUUCAUGGAGUCAGCUGUAGACGACACUGCAUGCAAUGAUCUGCGUGAUUUCGUCAAAUUCAUCAAAGAAAAAUACGGCAUGAAAUACGUGUACGUUUGGCAUGCAUUGGCUGGAUACUGGGGAGGGCUUUCACCAUCAUCCGAAAAAUUGAACGAGUACAAUCCGAAGAUCGAAUAUCCGGUACAAUCUCCCGGCAAUAUUGGAAACUAUCGAGAUAUAGCAAUGGACAGUUUAGAGAAAUACGGAGUUGGUCUAAUAGACCCUAAAAAAAUUUACGAAUUUUAUAACGAUCUUCAUAGUUACCUUUCGAGAUGCGGCGUUGACGGAGUGAAAGUAGAUGUUCAGAAUCUGAUCGAGACGUUGGGCGCAGGGUAUGGCGGUAGGGUCUCCCUCACCGGAAAAUAUCAAGAAGCAUUGGAAGAUUCCGUCGAAAGGAAUUUCGAAGGGAAUAAUCUUAUUUCGUGUAUGAGUCAUAACACGGACUCUAUAUACAGUUCGAGGAAAAGUGCUAGUGCGAGAGCGUCGGAGGAUUUUAUGCCGUGGGAACCUAUGUUUCAGACAUUGCACGUUGCUUCCGUGGCGUUUAAUAGCCUUUUACUUGGGGAGAUUGUUGUCCCCGAUUGGGACAUGUUCCAGAGCCAUCAUCACACGGCAGAAUUCCAUGGGGCAGCACGAGCAGUCGGUGGAUGUGCAGUUUACGUGAGUGACAAGCCGGGGAUGCAUAAUUUCGAAAUACUCAAGAAACUGGUAUUGCCCGAUGGCUCGAUAUUAAGAGCUAAAUACGCCGGACGACCUACACGUGAUUGCUUAUUUGCAGACACGGUUAUGGAUGGGAAAAGCUUAUUGAAAAUUUGGAACUUGAAUAACUAUUCUGGAAUUAUCGGUGUUUUUAACUGCCAAGGAGCUGGAAUUUGGCCAAUGAGAAGUGGACCGGAAAAAAACCCUAAUUCAUCGUCUCUAGUUUUAUCGGGCUGCGUGAGUUCUCAAGACAUCGAUUUUCUUCGAGAAGUAGCUGACGAGAGUUGGACAGGGAAUUGUGCUGUCUAUGCUUUUCAUACUGGAUCCCUUUCUCGACUGUCGAAAGAGGAAAGUGUCCAAGUGUCUAUAGCCACUCUCGAAUGUGAAAUAUUUACGAUUUCCCCGAUAAGGGUUGUAAAUGAAACGAUUGAAUUUGCUCCGAUUGGGCUGAUCGAAAUGUACAACUCUGGUGGUGCAAUUGAGGGUUUAAGUUUCACAACCGAGCCGUCGGGAUGCAAUAUAAGAGUAAAGGCACGGGGCUGUGGCCGUUUCGGAGCCUACUCGAGUAAGAAACCGAUUUAUUGUACAGUCGAUGAAGAGAGACAAGCGUUCACAUACGAUUCGGACAACGGGUUUCUGGUAAUUAAACUUGAUGGUGAAUGCAAGAAUUGGGAUAUUAAUAUCCACUAUUAGUUUCGAUUUUAUUGGAUUUGAAUUUUUGCUCGAAAUUUUCUUCAUAGGGAUCCAUUUAUCACCACAAGUUAUACGGGCUUAUGAGACACUACACCUGGUGAAAUACACCAUGUGGUUUUAAACCGUAGAUCUACAUAAAUAAAUGUCCACUAAGCACACAUACACAUAUGGGUGUGUGUGUUACUAUAUGUAGAUCGAUUGUGUAC